AUGCAAGGAAUGAUGGGUUUUCUGUCUUUAUCAUCUUGUCUUCUUCUUCUUCUUGUUCGUCAUCUUGUUAUUAUCACUCUGUGUGAUGAUGAUGAAGUGGCAUCCAUGGCAAUUUCCCCAGAGAAACGCUAUAUAUCUGUUCUUGGAGACCCAGGAAUGCAGAACCCAAAUGCCAGAUUUGCAUUGGAAGCUUGGAAUUUCUGCAAUGAAGUUGGCAUGGAAGCACCAAACAUGGGGAGUCCCAGGUUGGCUGACUGUGCUGAUUUGGGAUGCCCAUAUAUCACAGGUGUACAAAUUCUUCAAUUUGUUCUGGACUCAUCAUAUGCACGAGUGUAA
Ilex paraguariensis (yerba mate) is the source of this 336-nucleotide messenger RNA. The record is from the annotation of a GenBank genome assembly. Lineage: Eukaryota; Viridiplantae; Streptophyta; Magnoliopsida; Aquifoliales; Aquifoliaceae.